ACACCUUACACCUAAAGAAUAAUCACAGGCCACCUCUCAUUCAUUUCCCCUCAGGCACGCCUCUCUCUCUCUCUCUCUCUCUCUCUCUCAAGAGAAUAUAAAAGGUGUACAUUUGCAUACAAAGAAUUAAUAUACAGGAGCAGCCAAAGAAUAUUGUGUGUUAACAUCAGCCAUUGAAAUUCAAAAGGGUCAAUUUUCAUGUCAUCAGUGAGCCUGAAAAUGGAGUUGAUGAAGUCAGAUGUUGCAGACUCCGAACCCCAACAACAGCAGCAACAAGAAGAAGAACAACAUUUCCAUGUCUUGGCUGUGGAUGAUAGUCUUUUGGACAGGAAGCUCUUGGAGAGGCUCCUUAGAGGUUCUUCAUAUCAAGUGACUUGUGUGGAGUCUGGGGAUGAAGCUCUUAAAUAUCUGGGUUUGGUUGAUGACCUAAACCAAAAUUCUACAGCUUCCUCUUCAUCUACUUCCCCCCACUCAUCACAACAAGUACUAGAGGGAUCAAAAGUCAUCAAUUUGAUCAUGACAGACUACUGUAUGCCCGGGAUGAGCGGCUAUGAUUUGCUGAAACGGGUCAAGAACCGUCACGAGCACGACCACCACGAGACACUUUUCUUACAGGGAGACUCCUGCUUUAUAUUCUUGCAGGGAUCUUCUUGGAAAAACGUACCAGUCGUGGUCAUGUCAUCAGAGAAUGUUCCUUCCAGAAUCAGCAUGUGCUUGGAAGGAGGGGCUGAGGAGUUUCUUUUGAAGCCACUUCAGCUAUCCGAUUUGAAGAAGCUUCAACCUUACCUGCUCAAAUCCCUUGAACAUCAUUCUUGCAACGACAACAACAACAAUGUCGUAGUAAAUGAGGUCGGUGGCGUUGACCCCGUUGACCAAAUCAAAAGCACUACUUGUGAGAAUACUGUUAAGGGCAACAACAACAACAACAAUGUUAUUAUUAGCAAGAGGAAGGCAGUAGUGGCUGCUCAAACAAUAUCAGAGAGAAGGCCCAAGAUGGAGGGGUUAGCUCUGGUAGUAUAAGAUUAGUAUACAAAUAUUUUACUGGGGUGAUUAAUUAUUACAUAUUACCAUAAUCACAUCCUUAAUUAUAUUCAUAUAUGUAUGUAUGUACCUGUUUGGUGCUAUUGGUUUG
Messenger RNA from Prunus dulcis (almond), 1132 nucleotides. Its product is annotated as two-component response regulator ORR9-like. The record is from RefSeq and is a predicted model, not a curated record. Lineage: Eukaryota; Viridiplantae; Streptophyta; Magnoliopsida; Rosales; Rosaceae. The coding region runs from base 199 to 1020 and encodes 273 amino acids. Gene Ontology annotation, biological process: cytokinin-activated signaling pathway; phosphorelay signal transduction system. The transcript has 5 exons.